AUGCCGCCUCCCUUGCUCAUCCUCUCUCCUCCCACGAUUGGGAACCCCAGGCAACCAAAAAGGUUGGACGAAGCUCAUAGUAGCCCUGGGCUUCACGCUGAUGCGGGACCAGGGCUCGCCGAGGAGUGCGCCACCUUGGGUGGCUGCAGCACUGGGAUGGCUAAGAUGACUAAUGCUUAUGAUCUUCCUGCCAGGUUACUUCACGCCGGUCAGGUACUCAGGUUGAACCGGAACUUGUUCCCGGACAGGUGGAUGGCCUCGCUCAUGGUCUUGCACCGGCCGAAGAGGAACGACGCGUUCCUCAGUUAUGGACUCAUUGCUGGGGAGCUCCUUAAAUUUCCAGUAAAGGAAGGAGCACCAGUUUGUGGUUGGAAUGUCAUCAUGCAGGUGAGAACUGUUGUAUUUCCUGAUAUGUCUCGUGAUCCAGAUAGAGACAAGGCUGGAUUCAUCUUGGAUUGUACUGUCUAG
Molecule: messenger RNA, 468 nt
Organism: Panicum virgatum (switchgrass)
Lineage: Eukaryota; Viridiplantae; Streptophyta; Magnoliopsida; Poales; Poaceae
Exons: 5
Coding region: 1-468 (155 amino acids)
Source: RefSeq, a predicted model, not a curated record